This is a messenger RNA of Racocetra fulgida, 341 nucleotides long. Lineage: Eukaryota; Fungi; Glomeromycota; Glomeromycetes; Diversisporales; Gigasporaceae. The record is from the annotation of a GenBank genome assembly.
AUAUUGAACAUCAAGCAACGAAAGAUGUCGAUGAUCAGAUUGUUAAAGACAAUUGCUUGCCAUCGUCUAACGAUGCAACAAUUGUUUACACUGCUUUACCUAAAAUAGUUUCAGAUUUUAAUGGAUUAGAUCAAAUUGCAUGGGUUUCAACUUCUUAUCUACUCACAGCGACUUCCUUUCAACCAAUCUAUGGAAAAUUAUCUGAUAUUUUUGGUCGCAAAGCAACAUUCUUAGUUGCAAUUAUCAUCUUUGAAAUAGGUAGUUCGUUGUGUGGUGCUGCUACAAAUAUGGAAAAUACCAGGGCACUAUUAGUGCAUGCUAUGGUGUUGCUUCCGUUGUAG